Messenger RNA from Antechinus flavipes (yellow-footed antechinus), 4039 nucleotides. RefSeq names its product HMG-box containing 4 (gene HMGXB4). Bases 146 to 1990 code for a protein of 614 amino acids. The record is from RefSeq and is a predicted model, not a curated record. NCBI's taxonomy places the organism in Eukaryota, Metazoa, Chordata, Mammalia, Dasyuromorphia, Dasyuridae. The transcript is spliced from 11 exons.
CGGCUCUCAGCUCUUCUCUCCCUCUCAAGAUGGCGGCGGUCGGCGGCGCUGAGGCGGGAGCCGGGCCCGCGGAGUGAAGGCCUGGUCCUGUAGCCGGGAAGGAGUCUGGAAACGGCGCCCCAUUCUCAGGUCCUGCAGGACGGCCAUGGCUUAUGAUGACUCCAGGAAGAAAGAAGAUUGCUUUGAUGGUGACCAGAGUUUGGAGGACAUAGGACUGGCGCCUGGCCGGAGCCAACGAGAGAAGAAGCGUUCUUAUAAGGAUCUUUUAAGAGAAGAAGAAGAGAUUGCCGCUCAGGUCAGGAAGUCCUCCAAGAAGAGGCUGAAGGAGAGAGAUCUCUUCUCCCUGGGCACGGACACGCACAAGAGGAGGAGGAAGCAUUCCUCCGGCGAGUCCUGCUAUGGAGAUCUUUCACCUUUGGAGUCGUCACAGAAGAAAAAGAAGAAGGUGGUACCGAGUUCCCCCGCCUCCGAUACAGCCAUGGACCUGCUGAAGGCUAUCACAUCCCCCCUUGCAACAGGUUCCAAGCCCCCCAGAAAAACUGGGGAGAAAUCCUCGUUCUCUUCCUUUAGCUCCUCAAGCUAUUCAGAAAGCAAAAAGGAGCAGCACCCCAGAAAAAAGGGGAGCAGCGGCAGUGGUGGGGAGCUCUCCCUUGAGGACGGUGGCUUCCAUAAGGCCAAAAAAAUGAAGCCGCUUUAUGUGAAUACGGAGACCUUGACCUUGCGAGAGCCAGAUGGCUUAAAAAUGAAACUUAUUCUCUCACCCAAAGAGAAGGAAGGCAGGACAGGUGACGAGGAGCCUUUUCAGAAUCCCCCUCCACAAGGGACAAUGAAAAAGUCCUCCAAGAAAUCAGCUCGAGAUGAGCAGGGCACUUUCCUCCUUGGGCACGAACUGCAGAGUUUCCUAAAAACGGCCAGGAAGAAGCACAAGCCGGCCCCGGACCAGCACCCCUCUCCUGGCCCCGAAGGCUUCUCCUCCGACGCCUCCAUCUUUUCGGAAGCCCACGGCACUGACUAUGAGCUCUCCAGCCUCGAACCUGCUCUGGAGUCGGGUUCAUCCUCGGGGGCUGAGCUAGAGGCAGGUGAACUGGUGAUUGAUGACUCUUACCGGGAGAUCAAGAAGAAGAAGAAAAGCAAGAAGAGCAAGAAGAAGAAGGACAAGGAGAGGCACAAGGAGAAGCGGCACUCCAAGUCCAAGAAGAGCCCUGGGCCCUCUGCUGGGACCGUGGCUGUAGGGGAAGCCACGGGGGCAAGCCCUGGGCCCCUGCCCCCAGCGAGCACACCUUUCCCGGCAGCCACGCCUCCACUCCCACCACCAGUCUUCCAUCCUGAUGGGCAGAGCGAGAAGAAGAAGAGGAAAGAAGAGAAGGAGAGGGAGAAGUCAGAGAAAACAGAAAAGCCAAAGAAGAAGAACAUGUCUGCUUACCAGGUAUUCUGUAAGGAGUAUCGGGUCACCAUCGUGGCGGAGCACCCAGGCAUAGAUUUUGGGGAACUGAGCAAGAAAUUGGCUGAAGUAUGGAAACAGCUGCCAGAAAAAGACAAACUGGUCUGGAAACAGAAGGCCCAAUACCUCCAGCACAAGCAGAAUAAGGCCGAGGCCACCACGGUGAAGAGGAAGGCGGCCACCGGCUCCGAAGGGGCCAUGAGAAUCAAAGCUUCUCCUACUGGAGUGAUGUCGCCUCAUAAAAAGUCCCCUUCCAGCACAGUCGUGUUAUCUUCCUCCCCAGCCAAAGUCCCUGAAACAGACCCCAUUGAUGUAGCUGCACACCUUCAACUCUUGGGAGAAUCGCUGAGCCUUAUCGGUCACCGGCUGCAAGAAACCGAGGGAAUGGUGGCCGUUUCUGGAAGUCUGUCAGUUCUCCUCGAUUCCAUCAUUUGUGCUCUCGGUCCUCUGGCCUGCCUGACCACACAACUGCCUGAGCUGAAUGGCUGCCCUAAGCAAGUUCUGUCGAAUACUCUGGACAACAUCGCCUACAUCAUGCCCGGACUCUGACAGCCAAGGAUUCUGGGACCCGCCCUCUCCCUGCCCCCCUGCUGGCCCGCGUGGACAUGGACUGUUUUGGCGCCCGUUGCUGGCUUCUGGGUGUAGGUUUUAAUGUUUUUAAUAUAUGUACAAUAUAUACAUAGGAUUGUAACUACCUACUUUUAACAAUUUUAUGGAACGUGAAGGCCCAGCCAAGGGGAGCCUUGGCUUAAAUGUGGGUUUGGGUUUUUAAUUUUGUUUUGCUUUGCUUUUCUCCGGUGGUGGAUCAAUCUGCCUUAAAAUCAAAGAAACUUGGGGCCUGGGGGUUGUUCUGGGCACCGAAGGCAUCUCUUUUAUGGACAGAUAAAACGUGGUGGUUUUGUUCCGAGCCGAGUGUUGUCCCCCAGACCUAUCAUUGACCGUUUGCCUUAUCUAUCUUGCAGUGGGAAGUGUAAGAGGGAAGAAAGGGAUGGGAAGAGGGGAAAGAAAACACAGGUCCUCUCAACUCGAGGUGACCAUCUCCACUUCAUGCCAGUUGGGAGAUGACAAAGUCAUUUCCGCCUGGAGGAAAAGAACAGGUUUAGGCAAGGGAUGACUAGCUCCUGGUCCCAUCAUUAGUCUGGAUGGAGGCCCAGGGCCUCCUGGGAGGGCCCAGCCCACGGGUGCAGCACGCCAGACACCCGCCGAGCUCCUCCUGGAACGCACUUAGUGGGAUGCACUGGCAGAGGGCUGGCGGCUCCAGGCCCGGGGCCUGAACUCCCCGAGGCCUCUGAGGGCCACUGCUUCAGGUGCUCGGUGGCGGGAGAAGACGUGGGUUUGCUCAGCAGGGCCCUCCCUCAUCGGCCCAUCUUCCAGGGUCUCCUAGCAUGUAAGUGCUGAGUAUCUGCUCUCUGCUCACAAGGGAGCUGCAGGAAAGCACUUGAGUCUUAGGUAGUUUUGUAUGUGUGUGUGUGUAUGCGUGUGCGUUUUAAUCAUGUAUAUUUAACUCUUUAAAAUCUGUUAGUUUUUAAUUUAUCCUGUAAAUUUCUGUAUAUAUAAUUUAAGUAACAAAAAAACCUCCACCAGCAGCAGCAUGUGGAAGAUUGAGAUUGGUUAGAUCUGUUCCUCUUCCAACCCCUUUCCUCAUCCUCCCUCCAGGCUGCCCCAGAAACCCUAACACACCUGUAGCUUGAAGCAUUUCUUGACAAAGAAGAAUCAUUCCUUUAGGAUUUUAUUCCUCGUGGAAAAUUGUGUGGGCUUUGCUGAAGAUGAAGGGCUAAGGCAUGUGUAUGUGGGGCGUGUGUGCGCGCGUGUGUGUGCAUGUGUGUGUGUGACCCUUAGCCUUGUUUCCACACAACCAGAAUAAUUUCACUUUCUCGUAGGAGAGAAAGCUGUUGAAGUUUGGGGGCCCAAGGUCUGCUUGAGUUAGGUCUGACCUCUGUGGUCUGCCUCCUGGGGCUCCUUUCCCUGGGCUCCAGUCCAGCUGGCUCAGAGGAAAUUCUUGGGGAGCCUCUGAGGUUCCCCCCAUCACAUAGCCAUGCUAUCACCAAGCUCAGCUUUGGGACAGUCACCAGGAGCCGUGUGCACGCCCCCUCACCAUUCAAAGCUGCUGUGCGGUUGAACCGAAAAACAGGGAGAAAAGGGAAGGGAUGGGAAGUGGCGGGGUUGGCCUCCUGACCCAAAGCUUUGUUGCACACCAGUUUAAAGUAAAAAAAAAUGUUUUUAAAAAAGCUUCCAUUUUAACAAGGAGGGAACACUGAGACUUAGAUCUAGAACCAGAAGAGGUUCCUUCUAAGUUGUCAUUUUUAGAGUAAGGAAAUUCUGAUGUGGGCCCAUUCUUUGUUUUUGUUUUGUUUUCAAAACCGAACCCCAUUGUAUUUGUAUUUAAAAUUUGUACACAUUUGUAUAAUAAUCUGUACCUUGUGGCAUUUGGUACUAUUAGAGGGAGAGCUUUGGAUUCAGACCCACUUACAGUUUUUAUAUCAUUGCUUUGGUUUGGUUUUUUAAACAAAUCCUAGUGGUUUGGUCCAAAUUCCAUUAAAGUUGUAUAAAGAAAUAAAAUUUUGUACUUAUAUAUUAAAACAAAACCCACAUUUUUAA